Messenger RNA from Epinephelus lanceolatus (giant grouper), 2756 nucleotides. It is a transcript of the gene nt5c3a, whose product is annotated as 5'-nucleotidase, cytosolic IIIA. NCBI's taxonomy places the organism in Eukaryota, Metazoa, Chordata, Actinopteri, Perciformes, Serranidae. Gene Ontology annotation, cellular component: cytoplasm. Gene Ontology annotation, molecular function: magnesium ion binding; 5'-nucleotidase activity. The record is from RefSeq and is a predicted model, not a curated record.
CCGCCAUUACAGCCGAAGAAGAAAAAGACAACGAGCUGGAGGAGGACGGGACACAGCCCGGCAGAGAGGGAGCUCAACUUUAGUUUUAAACUUUCAAAACACAGAAAGAGCUCAUAACUCGGAGACAAUAAGAGUGAGUGGUCCCGUCCAGCACGGGGGAUCUUUGUCUGUGGGUGUGCACCGGUUGACGGGAGGCAGGACCGGCAGAGCGGCAGGAAGGGACUCUGCGGGCGGCGGCAGGUCGGUGGAGCAGCAGCGGAGCCGUCAUGGACAGGACGGCCGUGGUAAAGGUCGGAGCCGCGGCCAGCGCGAGCGUCUGCGCCCUGUUCGGCGGCGUGGUGCUGGCCCAGUACAUCGUCGCCAAGAAGAAGCGAGCGGGAAAGAAGACCCGGAUCAUAGAGAUGAUGCCUCAGUUUGAGAAGACGACGGUGCACAUGAGGGACCCUGAGAGGGUGGAGCAGAUCAUCUGUGGCCUCAUCAAAGGAGGAGCUUCCAAACUUCAGGUCAUCACAGACUUCGACAUGACGUUAAGCAAGUUCGCCGUCAACGGCAAACGCUGCCCGACGUGUCACAACAUCAUCGAUAACUGUAAGCUGGUGACGGAGGAGUGCAGACAGAAGCUGCUGCAGCUGAAGAAUAAAUAUUAUCCCAUUGAGAUCGACCCUCAUCUCACCAUGGAGGAGAAAUACCCGUUCAUGGUGGAGUGGUAUUUCAAGUCUCACUCGCUGCUGGUGGAGCAGCGGCUAGAGAGAGACAAACUGGCAGAGGUGGUGAGAGAGUCUGACGCUGCACUCAGAGAAGGCUACGAGCAGUUCUUCGACCGCCUCCAUCAGCACGAUGUGCCCGUCUUCAUCUUCUCCGCCGGCCUGGGUGACGUCCUGGAGGAACUAAUCCGUCAGGCAGGAGUCUACCACCCCAACGUCAAGGUCGUCUCCAACUUCAUGGACUUUGACGAAAACGGCGUCCUGAAGGGUUUCAAAGGUGAGCUGAUCCACGUGUACAACAAACACGACGGCGCCCUGCGGAACACGGAGUACUUCAAACAGCUGAAGGAAUACUGCAACAUCAUCCUAUUGGGCGACUCACUGGGAGACCUCAGCAUGGCCGACGGCGUGCCCAACGUGGAGAACAUCCUCAAGAUCGGCUUCCUCAACGACAAGGUGGAGGAGCGGCUGGACAAAUAUCUGGACUCUUAUGACAUCGUCCUGGUGAAGGACGAGACUCUGGAAGUGCCCAACGCCAUCCUCCAGAAGGUUCUAUAACUCCACCCCCUCCACUCCACUCCUCUCCUCCCAUCAGCCCCUUCAGCUCUGGGCCCGUUAGACUUCUAACACCAACCUAAACCUCUGUUUCUGGUUGAAACACCCCACCCUCUUUGGAUCCCACCUGGGUCUUCCUCCACCUCUGUAUCUCCUCCACCCCCUCCACCCCCUCCACCCCCCACCUCGCCCUUUAAAAGCCUUUUUUAAAGACAUUUUACUUCCUGAAAGAAACUGUUUUAAAGUCCACACAGCAGCAGCAGCAGCACGUCUCUGUGUGUUUGAAUUGUUUCUGAUUUUCUCUCUGAGUCCUUUUAUGAUAAAACUCACUCCACCUUUAUCAUUCGGACGUUAUUGUUCCCACUGCUGUUUACACACUUAUUUCUGAUAUGGUGAGAGUAGUACGACAGAAAGCAGGUGCCCACAGACUGACAGUGUUUUCUUUGGAGCUAUCCCAACAUGUCACCUCCCUUACUCUGAUCAUGUGACUCUGUAGUGCACCUGGUCAGACGGUGACAGGUGAGCCAGUCUACAGAAGCAGAGUUGUGUGGAAGUAAAUUACAAAAUAAACAACCUUUGAAAAUGUAAUUUAUAGUAAUAAUCUAAAUAUAUGAGACGAUAGAAGCAUCGUAACAACCGCUGAUGCAGUAUUUGUUUUACGGGGAAAAUAGAUUCAGAUGAUGAGAAGAAACGCACUUUAAACCCUGUGUACGGGAGAAUCGGCCUGGACACACGUGGCCUGUAAUUUGUGGACGUAGGAACACAUUGUCACACAGAAAAGCCAUGUUUACAUCAGCCUUUUGUUUUAACCCUGCUGUGCUAGUCGGCAUCAUAUCAACACACAGAGGACGAAGACGAAGACGAAGACGAAGCAGCUCUUUACUCUUGAAACAUUUCUGGUAUUUUGGAUUUCUGAACUUCUCUUGGUAGCUGACUCCGUGUUCUCCACGCCAGUGUUUGAGAUUAAAGAGGGAAUUCUGAAGAUGACCUCUAGUGGUCAUUAGCAGGAGUUACAACAGUGACCGUCCUGAACCAAAGUAAGAAGAGGUGCUGCACAGUUACAUGAUAUCUAAAGUAUAUUUAAGUUCAGUUCCAGUGAAGAGAAGCAAACAGCCUGCUGCCUGUGGCUCAGUAACACUCAUCACCUUCUUAUUCUGUGGUUUAAAGUGAGCACUACCUCUAACAUAUUCAUCGUAGGGUUUCUCUUUGGGAGGUUUUGUGUUGAAUGUUCUUGUUAUGUUUUAAAUGUGCUGCUAUCACCUGCAUGUUGCCUUUUCUUAUCGUUGAGUUUAUGUCUAACAAACGGGAGACAGAAAUAUUUAAAUAUAUAUCAGUAAAGCGGGGAAUAAUGUCAUACUGUAUAUGUGGCCGUUCUGUAGAAAUGUUUAUUGUUUCAGUCAGACCGGUGUGUAGUAUUUUUAUAAGCAGAUGGCCUUCUCUUUCUGUGAUGGUGUGAUUUUAAAAAUGCAAUAAAAAAUGUCAUUUUGUGAGCCACUG